AUGAGUAUACUACUACAUCAAUCGGAAAAUGAAUUAGACGAAUGUACAUCGAGUCAAAAUGGCGACGACGAUCAAGAACAAAACGAUUUAAGAAGCGACAUAAGCGAUUUACACGAUGAUUUUAAAUCAUCAUCAUCGCCGUCGGGUAGCGGAAGUAAGAAAAAAAAACUCGCGACCGGUGGUCCCACGUCAUCGAAUAACGAUUCUAAAACUACUGGUGGCGGUGGUGGUGGUGGGGGUAAACCAAGAAGAGCAAGAACGGCAUUCACAUACGAACAAUUAGUUGCAUUAGAGAAUAAAUUUAAAACGACAAGAUAUUUAUCCGUUUGCGAAAGGUUAAAUCUCGCAUUGAGUCUCAGUUUAACGGAAACCCAAGUGAAAAUAUGGUUUCAAAAUAGGAGAACAAAAUGGAAGAAACAAAAUCCUGGAAUGGAUGUUAACUCACCGACUAUUCCUCCUCCUCCAAACGGUCCUUCUGGUCAUUUCGGACCACCUUUCUCCCAUCAUCAUUCUCAUACGGCUGCCAUGCUUUACGCUGCCGCAUCACAUCACAUUCCAUAUCCGUAUCCGGUAUUGAGUUCUGCUACCACGAAUCCAUAUUUUCAUCAUUUCAAUCAUUCUCAUUCUCACAGCAGUUCAUGA
Molecule: messenger RNA, 642 nt
Organism: Pediculus humanus corporis (human body louse)
Lineage: Eukaryota; Metazoa; Arthropoda; Insecta; Psocodea; Pediculidae
Product: Homeobox protein MSX-2, putative
Exons: 2
Coding region: 1-642 (213 amino acids)
Biological process (GO): regulation of transcription by RNA polymerase II; cell differentiation
Cellular component (GO): nucleus
Molecular function (GO): DNA-binding transcription factor activity, RNA polymerase II-specific; RNA polymerase II cis-regulatory region sequence-specific DNA binding
Source: RefSeq, a predicted model, not a curated record